Messenger RNA from Selaginella moellendorffii, 2206 nucleotides. Its product is annotated as zinc-finger homeodomain protein 2. Gene Ontology annotation, biological process: regulation of developmental process; regulation of DNA-templated transcription. The coding region runs from base 924 to 1742 and encodes 272 amino acids. Gene Ontology annotation, cellular component: nucleus. Lineage: Eukaryota; Viridiplantae; Streptophyta; Lycopodiopsida; Selaginellales; Selaginellaceae. The record is from RefSeq and is a predicted model, not a curated record. The transcript is spliced from 3 exons. Gene Ontology annotation, molecular function: transcription cis-regulatory region binding; DNA-binding transcription factor activity.
CCUGGAAGCUAGGGGUCACUGUUUUGAGCUGCUUGAUCUUGUUGCGUUUUUCCUGGCUGUGCUCUGAGCUCUGAUUGAUUCCUGCUCCUCCUCUUUCUUUCUUUUCCUUCUUUUUUCCUUCCUUGCUGGGCACACUGCUGCUAAUGAUGCAGUAGUAGCAGCAGCCGGAGCAGCAUCAGAUCAGUGCUUUGCUGAUUCACUUGCUUAGUCUUGGCUUGAGCACUAAGUCAGUCCGGUUGAGCAGCACCUUGAGUUGAGUGAUUGCAAGAGCUUGAUGAUUAUCUUCUUCGUAAUAAUGCGUUUCUUUGCUUUGCUCUGACCUGGAUUCCAAUCCAAGCUCUCGUCUCGCAUAGCUCUUGCUCCUUCCUCCCGUGGCCUGUGUGAUUUCUUGAGCUCUAAGCCAUUCGAUCUCCCUUCUUUUUGUGCAGUGUUUGAGUUAAGUUGAGCCCAGCAGUACGACUCUUCAGUGAUGUGCCAGCGGAUUAGCGUUUAAAGUCCAAGCCUUUCUCAUCCCUUCGUUUUUGAGUGACCCCGGAGAGAUAAGACUCCUUUUCUUGCUUCCUUAGAGCGUUGUUUUGUGUCACACGCACUGUUCCACAAAACCGCGGCAUGGGAUGGAUACCUGGAGCAAAGUGAAGUCUAAGUUUCCAAGGAGACCAGGAUUGGAAUUCCAUUACCAGUAGAUAAGAGCCGGUUUAUCCACUUUGGUACUACUACUGCAAGCACGCAAGCAAGCGAGGUCCAUUAGCACAAGCCAGCGACUUACACAAGUGGUGGUUUAGCCGAAGGAUUUUCCACUCGAGUUGCUGUAAAUCCCCCCCGGGUCAAGCUCGCUCCACACUCUCGGGGGCUUUGUCUCAGCAACAGCAGCAACUGCAACCAAGUAAGCAGUGCUUGAGUCCCUGUUUUGCUCGCAAAGUAGGAUGGAUUUAGAGGCAGAGAUCCCGGUGUCAAUGCCUCAGCCGAGCUACCUUCAUGACUCGUCCAACAAGUUGAAGCUCAUGGCCAGUGGUGCCAACGGAGUCACGCCCGUCACAGCCGUGGAAGAAGCCGCGGCAGCAGUGGUUGCAGCGUCGCGAGCUACUUUCGCUGAGCCCAUCCUAGCACAACCUCUUGCAGCCGGAACUCCAAACACCGCCACCACCACUAAUGGCUCCAAAGUUGAGCCGAGCAAGAAACCGGUGCGGUACAGGGAGUGCCUCAAGAACCACGCCGCUGGCAUCGGUGGUCAUGCUCUCGACGGCUGCGGAGAAUUCAUGCCCAGCGGAGAAGAAGGCACCAUCGAGUCGCUCAAGUGCUCGGCCUGCGACUGCCACCGGAAUUUUCACAGACGAGAAGUCGAAGGUGCCAAGGACGUGAUGUCCAAGAAGAAGCCAUCGUCAGUCCUCCCGCUGCAGCAACACGGCUCUCCACUGGGUUCCAUGGCCCGCUCCCCGGGAGCUCUCGUCGCUCUGAGUAAUUCCGACCAGUCGGAUGAUCACGACCUUGGAGCUCAGCACCAGACCACGUACAGCUUGGCUCACCACCUGAUUCCGUCUGCCAUCAAAAAGAGGUUCAGGACCAAGUUUACAAACGAGCAAAAGGAAAAGAUGUUCCACUUUGCUCACCGGCUGGGUUGGAAAAUCCAGAAGCACGACGAGGGCGAAGUGCAGCAGUUCUGUGCUGAUGUCGGGGUCAAGCGGCACGUCCUCAAGGUGUGGAUGCACAAUAACAAGAACACCUUCGGGAAGAAGAUGAGCUGAACAAGCAGCAGCCGCAGCAGCAGCAGCAGCAACAGCAACACUUGGUGUUCGUUCGUUUCGGUUUUUACGUCUCUCGUUCACGGUUGGUUUCUGGAGCAGAUUGGAAACAGGUUCUCUUUGCUCCUCCGAAAGUUUGUCAGGCUCUAAGAGAAGAGUUUCUUCAUCCUGUGCACAAACCAGAGAAGAAGAUCGUGAGGCUCAAUCAAACAAAGGCUGACAACUAAACCUCUAUGUAAGUAAAAGCUUAUUAGCUCUUGAGUUCCCGCUUCUUUCUUUCCGUGAUCUACAUUCUUUAACUUCUCCUUUCAUCUAGCGACUUGCAUAUUCCUUGCCUCUCUACACACAUAUCAUACGACUGCUGUAAACUACCAGUUCCGCCCCACUACUAUUCAUUUAUUUACCAUCGCUAGAAUUCCAGCAGUGCUGGGUUUCUAUCUCAAUAAAGUCAUUCUUUUUUUCUCUUC